AUGCUCUUUUACUAUCUUGCCAUGCCGCUCGUCAAUGUUGGAGGGCGUGUCUUCCAAGCCUCAGAGGACUUGCUGCGGCACUGCGGCAAGCUACUUGUGCGGGUGUUCGAUGGACCCAUCCCAGUUGACCGUGAUGAGGAGGGCCGGGUAUUCUUGGACAGAGAUCUUGAUCUUUUUGAGUGGGUUCUGCGUUUUGCGCGCACCGGUGAGAUUAGCAAAGACUUCCCUGGGGCUCUUCAGGCAGAGUUCGAUUACUUGCUCUUGGAUUGGCCAGAUGCCUGCGCGCGUUGCAAAGUGCGCUUUGACAGUUCUUGUGCGAGUUUCGCGUCGCAGGAGCUUUGUGAGGAGGUGCUUGGCGGCACUGCCUUCGUGUUGGUUGCGCUCCUGAGCCCAGCACGGGUUGCACCAGCGCUGAAGCCGGUCCAGGAGGAGGCCGAGAGACGACGUGAGGAGGCUGAGAAGGUUCGGGCAGAGGCAGAGGCGCAGCUCAAGAUGGCCAAGCGAAAGGAAGCCGAGGAAAAGCGAAAGGCCGAGGCUGAAGCUAAGAGAAAGGAGGCUGAAGAAAAACGCAAGGAAGAUGAAGAAAAAAGAAAGGCAGCAGAGGAGGAGCGCAAGGCUGCAGAGGCCAAGAAGAAAGAAGAGGCCGAGAAGGCCCGUGCAGAGGCUGAUGCCAAGAGAAAAGAAGCGGAGGAAGAACGCAAGGCUGCUGAGGCCAAGAAGAGAGAAGAGGCUGAGGCAAAAAAGAAGGCAGCCGACGAGGAGCGCAAGGCUGCAGAGGCCAAGAAGAGAGAAGAGGCCGAUAAGGCUCGCGCUGAGGCUGAAGCCAAGAGGAAAGAAGCAGAGGCAGAGCGCAAGGCUGCCGAGGCCAAGAAGAGAGAAGAGGCUGAGAAGGCUAGAUCUGAGGCUGAGGCAAAGAAGAAGGCAGCCGAGGAGGAGCGCAAGGCUGCAGAGGCCAAGAAGAAGGAAGAGGCAGAACAGGCCCGGGCGCAGGCUGAAGCACAGAAGAAGGCAGCCCAGGAGGAGCGCAAGGCUGCAGAGGCCAAGAAGAAGGAAGAGGCAGAACAGGCCCGGGCGCAGGCUGAAGCACAGAAGAAGGCCGCUGAGGAAGAGCGCAAGGCUGCAGAGGCCAAGAAGAAGGAAGAAGCAGAGAAGGCUCGGGCGCAGGCUGAAGCACAGAAGAAGGCCGCUGACGAACAGCGAAAGGCUGCAGAGGCCACGAAGAAGGAAGAGGCAGAGAAGGCUCGGGCGCAGGCUGAAGCGCAGAAGAAGGCCGCUGACGAACAGCGAAAGGCGGCAGAGGCCAAAAAGAAGGAAGAGGCAGAGAAGGCUCGGGCUGAAGCGCAGAAGAAGGCCGCUGAGGAAGAGCGAAAGGCAGAGGAGGCUAAAAAGAAGGCGGAAGAGGAAGCCAAAAAGAAGGAAGCAGAAGCAAAGAAGAAGAAGGAGGAGGACAAAGAGAAGGCCAAAAUAUCCAAGCUGCCAGAUGUUGUCCUUGCCCAGUCAUCCGAGGCGCGUAUUCAGGCCAAGGCAAAGUUUGACAAGGCUCUGCAAACCAUCAAGCAGAAGGCCAAGCAGGCUGAGGACAAAGACCGGGAGAUGAUUGGCAACAUCCAGAACUUGGACGGAAAGAUCAAGUCCACAAAGGACGCGUAUGACAAAGCAAAAGGCUCAGAGAAGGAUGCCAAACUCAAGGAGCUCAACAAGCUUCGUGAUGACAAACUCAUCGCCGAGAAAGCCAGGAAGGCUGCUGAGGCAGAGCUGCAAAGUGACAAGCGUGAGUUCAAGAAAGCCCAGAAGGACGGGGACCUCGAGACAGCGGAGAAGAGCAUCCAAAGCUCCAAGCAAGACGUGAAGAUUGAGCUGGACAGGCUUCGCUCCAAGGACCGCCCAGUUUUGGAAAAGGCGCUAAAAGAGAGGAAGGAGAAGGCAGAUGCUGCACGAAGAUCUCAGAGUGAAGUGUCAGCCAGAGUCUUGAAAUUGGAGGCUGAAAAGAAGGACCUUGCUUCAAAGUUGCAGAGGGAGGAGGCCCAGCUGAAAGACGAGUUGGCAAAGGCUUGA
This is a messenger RNA of Durusdinium trenchii, 2055 nucleotides long. The record is from the annotation of a GenBank genome assembly. NCBI's taxonomy places the organism in Eukaryota, Dinophyceae, Suessiales, Symbiodiniaceae.